Molecule: messenger RNA, 4100 nt
Organism: Ziziphus jujuba (common jujube)
Lineage: Eukaryota; Viridiplantae; Streptophyta; Magnoliopsida; Rosales; Rhamnaceae
Product: phosphoglucan, water dikinase, chloroplastic
Exons: 19
Coding region: 163-3738 (1191 amino acids)
Biological process (GO): phosphorylation
Molecular function (GO): kinase activity; starch binding; ATP binding
Source: RefSeq, a predicted model, not a curated record
CGAUAUCUCUCACUCUUUUUCUUUCUUUCUUUCUUUCUUUCUUCUUAUUUCACUAAACGCUGUCUGAGCCAGUGCUCCAGAGCUCUCUGUGCUCUUCUUCUUCUACUCCCACCCAACUGCUUUUCUUCUCCUUCUUCAUCACGAUCACUCUCUCUAUCUCUCAUGGAUUCUCUGCGUGUAAUCCUAAGCUCCUCUUCAGCAUCUACGCAAAUCCCGCUACGGAAGCAAUUCAUAUUCCUCCAUCGUCAUCAUCAUCAUCAUAUUCAUUCCCGUGGGAGACUCCCUCUCCUUCAUUUCUUCAGACCUCCAAGGAUUUCUCGUACUCUCCACCACCAUUCGCGUUCAAUCCUCUGUGUUUCCUCUACUGAAACCAUAGAGAAGGAAAAGAUGAAGUCAACGUCAAAACAUGGGAAAGUGAGAGUUAAUGUUAGGCUAGAUCACCAAGUUCAUUUUGGAGAGCAUGUUGUGAUUCUGGGAUCAGCAAAAGAAUUGGGGUCAUGGAAGAAGGAGGUACCGCUAAAUUGGAGUGAAAGUGGAUGGGUAGGCGAUUUGGAAUUGAAAGGGGGUCAUUCUAUUGAGUUUAAGUUUGUAAUUGUAAAAGACAAGAGUUUUUUAUGGGAAAAGGGUGAAAACAGAGUCAUCGAACUGCCUAAACAAGGGAGUUUUGGAUUGGUUUGUCAUUGGAACAACACAGGGGAGGCUUUAGAUUUGUUGCACUUGGAAGAAGAGGAUCACAUCGGUGAAAAUGGGUCUCCAACUGCUGAUGCUGCUGAUCUUCACUUGGAGGUGGAACCGAGUCCUUUUGUUGGUCAAUGGCAAGGGAUGGAUAUUUCAUUUGUGCAGUCAAAUGAACAUCGGAAUCGGGAAACAGACAGGAAAUGGGACACUUCAGGUCUUGAAGGUUUGGCUUUAAAGUUAGUUGAAGGUGACCGAAGCCCGAGGAAUUGGCGGAGAAAGCUUGAAGUUGUUUGUGAGCUAUUGGUUGGAGAUUUGAAGAUUGAAGAUCGGCUGGAUGCUCUCAUAUAUUCUGCUAUCUAUUUGAAGUGGAUAAACACAGGCCAAAUUCCUUGCUUUGAAGAUGGAGGUCAUCACCGACCAAACAGGCAUGCUGAGAUUUCCAGGCUUAUAUUUCGCGAAUUGGAAAUAAUUUCCUCUAGGAAGGAUACCUCACUCCAGGAAGUACUUGUUAUCCGCAAGAUCCAUCCUUGUCUCCCAUCUUUUAAGGCAGAAUUUACUGCUUCUGUUCCACUAACACGAAUUAGAGACAUUGCUCACCGAAAUGAUAUUCCUCAUGACCUCAAGCAAAAAAUUAAGCAUACAAUACAAAACAAGCUUCACCGCAAUGCUGGUCCUGAGGAUUUGAUUGCUACUGAAGCGAUGCUUGCUAGAAUAACCAAAAACCCUGGAGAAUAUAGUGAAGCAUUCGUAGAGCAGUUCAAGAUAUUUCAUCAUGAACUCAAAGAUUUCUUCAAUGCUGGAAGUCUUGCUGAACAACUGGAAUCCAUCAGGGAAUCUCUGGAUGAACGUGGCAUUGCAGCUCUUAACUUGUUUUUGGAGCGCAAAAAGGGUUUGGAUGCUAUAGAGGAAUCAAGUAACGUGUCAGAAAAUAAUAGCAGUGAUCUAUUGUUCAAAACCAUGCAAUCAUUGAGUGUUUUAAGAGAAAUAACUGUGAAGGGUCUGGAAAGCGGCCUUAGAAAUGAUGCUUCGGAUGCUGCAAUUGCCAUGCGACAAAAGUGGCGUCUCUGUGAGAUUGGGCUGGAGGAUUAUUCAUUUGUUAUUUUAAGCAGAUUCCUCAAUGCACUUGAAACUAUGGGAGGGGCUAAUUGGCUGGCUGCAAAUGUGAAAUCAAAGAAUGUAAGCUCUUGGAAUGACCCACUUGGUGCCCUUAUUGUUGGGAUUCAUCAGUUAAAGUUAUCUGGUUGGAAGUCAAACGAAUGUGCAGCUAUUGAAAAUGAGCUCCUUGCCUGGAAGGAGAAAGGUCUCACUGAAAGAGAAGGAAGUGAAGAUGGCAAGACAAUCUGGGCAUUAAGGCUCAAAGCUACUCUUGAUAGAGCCAGAAGGCUAACUGAAGAAUAUUCUGAAUCACUUCUUCAAAUAUUUCCUCAAAAAGUCCAGAUGUUAGGAAAAGCUUUUGGAAUCCAUGAGAACAAUGUGAGGACAUAUGCUGAAGCUGAGAUUCGUGCUGGUGUGAUCUUUCAGGUUUCAAAAGUAUGCACCCUUCUUUUGAAAGCUGUUAGAAGUACACUUGGUUCUCAGGGUUGGGAUGUUGUUGUUUCUGGAUCUGCUAUGGGAACAUUAGUACAGGUUGAAAGGAUUGUUCCUGGAUCGAUACCAUCAUCAGUGGAUGGGUCAGUCAUUCUUUUGGUGAACAAAGCUGAUGGGGAUGAGGAGGUUACAGCUGCAGGGAGCAACAUAGCAGGAGUUGUGCUUCUGCAAGAGUUACCUCACUUGUCUCAUCUUGGUGUUAGGGCCCGUCAAGAGAAGGUUGUUUUUGUGACGUGUGAAGAUGAUGAUAAAGUUGCUGAUAUGAAGCAACACAUUGGAAAAUGUAUAAGACUGGAAGCAUCUUCAAGUGGUGUUGAUUUAUACCCAUCUACAUCAGAUAAUACCAAUGGCAGUUUUACAGUGAAAGCUCCACCAGGUGAUGGUUCACAAAUUGUUGAAGCCCCUGGACCUCUUGAUCUUUCCUGGUCUGCUGCUAAAGCUCCUUACUUCAGUCAGGGUGUUUCAGCUGGAGCAGUUUUACUACUUGCUGAUGCAGGGACUCAGACUUCAGGUGCAAAGGCUGCUACUUGUGGUCGUUUAGCUUCUUUGGCUGCAGUAUCUGAUAAAGUUUACACUGAUCAAGGUGUUCCAGCUUCAUUUCAUGUGCCUGCUGGCGCAGUGAUACCGUUUGGCUCUAUGGAAUUAGCAUUAGAGCAAAGCAAGUUAACAGAAACCUUCAGAUCCUUAUUACAGAAGAUAGAAACAGCAAAACUUGAAGAUGGUGAACUUGACAAAUUAUCUGGUCAACUCCAGGAACUUAUCUCUUCCUUACAGCCCUCAAAAGACAUCAUUGAUAGUAUAGGGAGGAUAUUUCCAAGCAAUGCACGAUUAAUUGUUCGUUCAAGUGCAAAUGUUGAGGACUUGGCUGGAUUAUCAGCUGCUGGACUUUAUGAAUCAAUUCCCAAUGUUAGUGCCUCAAAUUCAACGGUCUUUGGAAAUGCUGUUAGUCAAGUAUGGGCUUCACUAUACACUCGGAGAGCAAUUUUGAGUCGUCAAGCUGCUGGUGUACCUCAGGACAAAGCAUCAAUGGCAGUUCUGGUGCAGGAAAUGCUUUCACCGGAUUUAUCCUUUGUGCUUCACACACUAAGUCCAACAGACCAAGAUCAUAAUUAUGUUGAAGCUGAGAUAGCUUCAGGCCUUGGAGAGACUCUAGCUUCAGGCACUCGGGGCACAGCCUGGCGUCUAUCCUCAGGGAAGUUUGAUGGGUCUGUGCAAACACUAGCAUUUGCAAACUUCAGUGAGGAGCUGCUGGUUCUUGCUGCAGGCCCUGCUGACGGGGAGGUUAUCCGCUUGACUGUAGACUACAGCAAGAAACCACUCACAGUUGAUCCAAUUUUCCGUCGACAGCUUGGUCAACGUCUCUGUGCAGUGGGUUUUUUCCUUGAGCGGAAGUUCGGCUGCCCGCAGGAUGUUGAAGGAUGUGUCAUUGGCAAAGAUAUCUACAUAGUCCAGGCACGUCCACAACCACUGUAAAUAUGUUCUAUGGAGUUGGUGCUUUCUUUGCUACCGCCAGCAAGCAUUGUUCUGGGAUGAAGGAGCAUUAGCUGUGUGUCAUACACCACCAAGUCUGAAUGUGCUGAUAGACGUAAUCCUAGUUGACUAAGUGAAGUUUGAGUUCUAUACCGACAUGACAGCGAGGAUCUGGACAUGAUGUACAGUGCUUAUGUAUAACAGUGGGUAAAGUCCUACGGAUGCAUACACGAUUAUAUGUUUGUUUUAUGGUUGUCAAGAUAAUCUUUGUUGUAUGUACUAUCAUUUCAAUGGCUUUAAGGUUGCAUAUGUUGUUAACCAUUAAAUACAGCUAAACAAAAGGAAUGCCUUACCUGGUAUCAUUA